AUGGACUCUUUCAACAAUAUCCGGCGCAAGGAUACCACAAAAGGCCCACCCCUCCGGGUUCUGUCGUUAGAUGGUGGUGGAGUCCGCGGCUACUCCAUGCUCAUCCUCCUCCAAGAACUCAUGCACCGCACAUACGUCGAGUGCGAAGGCAAAGCACCUUCCCGCGACCAAAUCCCAAAACCGUGCGACCACUUCGACCUCAUCGCCGGCACAGGCACGGGCGGCCUCAUCGCGCUGAUGCUGGGUCGUCUGUGCCUGGACCUCGAGACCUGCAAGGAGGUCUACGUUCGCAUGACGAGACGGGUAUUCGAGACCGAUAAGACUAUCGCCGGCAUCCCCUAUCGGUCAACCCUGUUCAAAGCGUCGAAGCUCGAAGAGGCUAUCCGCCAGUGCGUGUGGGAACACACCGUGUCGGAAUCGGAAGGAAAGGAUGGUUCAUCUCUGCCUCCUAGGAUUGUAAGUUCGCACGGUUCGCACGGGCGACCGCAAUCUUCACAAAAUUUACAGAGGCGCAUUAGUCGAGCGAGUGUUGGUACAGGUGGCGCGUUGGCGAUUUCUUCGCCGGUGGGUUCUCGCGCGUCGAUGGGGGUGAUGAAUGGGUCACGUUCGGGGAAUUCAGAUGCUAUGCUUUAUGAUAGACGGGAAAAUCGAACGAAGACUGCGGUUGCGGCAGUCUAUAAGGGAACCCCAUGGGAUGGAAGUGCGACUUUGCUACGAUCAUACGAUUCGCGAAAGGAGCCUGCGCCGGAAUUCAACUGCACAAUUUGGCAAGCAGGACGGGCAACCUGUGCAACCGGUCUCGCAUUCAAGCCUAUCCAGGUGGGCCAACAUGUUUUCGUGGACGAAGGUGCUGGCAAAUAUAAUCCCUCGCCACUAGUCCUCGACGAAGCCGUCGUCAACGAGUGGCCGGGCAGAGAAGUGGGUAUUUUCGUCAGCGUCGGAACCGGCAAACAGCCUGCAGGAACAAGCCAUAUCCCGCACGAGUGGUGGGAGGAUGUCUCCGAUUCCUUAGGCACUUUUGCCGAAGCACGCAGGCGGUUGAUCGCUAAAAUAGAAGGUUGCGAAAAGACGCACCAGUACAUGCUCAAGGAGCAUCUCGCGAAGCGCAACGUACCCAGAGAGAAUUAUGUUCGUCUAAAUGUCGAAGUUGGUGUUGGUGAGUUUGGCAUGAACGAGUGGCAUCGACUGGCUGAAAUCAGCACCAGCACGCGGACCUACCUCUCCCGAAGCGACGUGCAGAAGAUGAACCAGGACGCAGCAGUGAAGUUGGCCAAGGUUCAUUUUAUGCAUCGAAGGCAGGGAGGGUCAGGUGAAGAAGGACUAGGACCUAUAGCCGAUUCGUCCAGUUUUGAAGAAGGUCGGGAAGACGGGGAGAUGUUUCAACGGCAAUAUCGGCCUGUGCCGCCCGUCCCUCCAUCGCUGCAAGCACGCCCGCGCCAACCUUCCACCAUCGAAUUGCCCGACGCCGUCGAACUUCCCGGUGAAGACUUUAUCCCCGUAUCAUCUGUGAAUAAUACUAAUAAUAACCCACAACCACUACCACCACCCAACCUGCUCCCGCGCUUCCGACAGCUAAGCAGCACAACAUCACAGGAUAAAUUUACAAUCCCCACCUCAGACGAAUACCCACACCAGCUCAACUUUAACCGCAAACCAGCUAUCCACAGCACCAACGCCAACCCCAGCACACCCACCCAGACACACGCCCCAACCCCACCUUUCUCCCCGCAAUGCCGCCUCAAUGCAGACCGCGACAACCAACCGCCGCCGCCCAACCGCCCAGAUAGCAGCCACACAAAACCCUCCCCCCGCCGCAGCUCAGAAAUGUUCAUAAACCAAACCCAGCCCGGCCCAGCCCUUCAACCCUACCAAUACAACCGCUCGCACACCCCCCCUCUAAGCCCCCUAUCCACCCAGCCUCAGCCCCCGCCACCACUACCACCAAAGACACCCAUCCCUUACCCCGAUGAAACGGGCAAUGGAAGUGUCAAUGGGCCCUUGAUGAUGCCCAUCUCGCCGCGGGAGGUGAAUAGGCCGAGCAGCAGUUAUUAUGGGAGUGGUGGGGAUUUGCGAAAUGGGAGUGGAGUGGUGGUGGUGAAGUUGCCGUAUCCGAGUGAUGGGCCGCCGCCGUUGGUGAAUAAGGGCCGGAAGCCGGUUUUCAGUCGGCGGAGUAGGUAG
This is a messenger RNA of Paracoccidioides brasiliensis Pb18, 2178 nucleotides long. RefSeq lists its product as uncharacterized. The record is from RefSeq and is a predicted model, not a curated record. The transcript has 3 exons. The coding region runs from base 1 to 2178 and encodes 725 amino acids. Gene Ontology annotation, biological process: arachidonate metabolic process. Gene Ontology annotation, cellular component: membrane.